Talaromyces proteolyticus is the source of this 2851-nucleotide messenger RNA. Its product is annotated as putative TFIIH complex helicase Rad3. The record is from RefSeq and is a predicted model, not a curated record. The coding region runs from base 184 to 2577 and encodes 797 amino acids. Lineage: Eukaryota; Fungi; Ascomycota; Eurotiomycetes; Eurotiales; Trichocomaceae. Gene Ontology annotation, molecular function: ATP binding; hydrolase activity, acting on acid anhydrides, in phosphorus-containing anhydrides; DNA helicase activity. Gene Ontology annotation, cellular component: nucleus. Gene Ontology annotation, biological process: transcription by RNA polymerase II; nucleotide-excision repair; positive regulation of mitotic recombination. The transcript has 14 exons.
CUUCAAUCUUCACUUCAUCCUCUGCCAUCGCCAAACCACGAGUGGACUUUCAGCUAAUGAUUGCAGCAGACCGCAUGUUCUUAGCUACAAGCCUUACUUUCUAUUUGAAAUCACCGCUUGAUCUCGUGUAUUGGUUUGAACAGCUGGCAGUCUCCCACGGGCUUUGCCCCCAAACCUUUCAAAAUGAGGUUUAUGAUAGACGAGCUUGAGGUGCUCUUUCCGUACCCCAAGAUCUAUCCUGAGCAAUGGCAAUACAUGUGUGACCUGAAAAAGGCUCUAGACGCGGGGGGGCAUUGCUUACUUGAGAUGCCUUCGGGCACUGGCAAGACUGUCACACUAUUAUCAUUGAUCGUCGCCUACCAGCGACACCAUGGAGAUUCCAGGAAAUUGAUUUAUUGCUCACGAACUAUGAGUGAAAUUGACAAGGCACUUCAUGAAUUAAAGGCUUUGAUGAAAUAUCGUGAAUCUCAGUUGGGCUAUGCAGAAGACUUUCGCGGCCUAGGACUUUCCAGCAGGAAGAAUCUAUGUUUGCAUCCAUCCGUCAAACGCGAAAAGAGCGGUACUGUUGUCGAUGCUAGAUGCAGGAGCCUCACUGCUUCCUUUGUGGCCCAAAAGAAAGAGCGUGGUGAAGAGGUGGAUACUUGCACGUACCAUGAUAAUUUGGAUUUACUUGAACCACACAAUUUAAUCGAGCCGGGUGUCUUCACAUUCGGCGAUCUUCUCAAAUACUGUCAAGAAAAGGUCACAUGUCCCUACUUCACUGUGCGACGCAUGCUGCCUUAUUGCAACGUCAUAAUCUACAGUUAUCACUAUCUUCUAGACCCUAAGAUCGCAGAGCGAGUAUCCAGGGAACUAUCAAAAGAUUGCAUUGUUGUUUUUGACGAGGCUCACAAUAUUGAUAACGUCGCCAUUGAAUCGCUCAGUAUUGAUUUAACCGAAGAUUCUUUACGAAAAGCUUCGAGGGGGGCAAAGAACCUUGAGCGCAAGAUUGAAGAACUUAAAUCAUCAGAUGCCGAAAAGUUACAAUCAGAAUAUACCAAGCUCGUCGAAGGCUUAAAGGCCACCGAAGAGGCGAGAGACGAAGACUUAAUCAUGUCCAAUCCGGUCUUACCCGCAGAUUUAUUAACUGAAGCUGUACCGGGUAACAUUCGACGAGCAGAACACUUCAUAGCCUUCUUACAAAGGUUCAUACAGUAUCUAAUGACGAGAAUGAAAGUCACACAUACUAUUAGUGAAACAACGCCAAGUUUCUUACAACAUCUUCGUGAAUUGGUCUUUAUUGAGGCUAAGCCUUUGAAAUUCUGCUCCGAACGAUUAACUUCACUUGUUCGUACGCUUGAGCUUAUGAAUAUCGAAGACUACCAGCCCCUUCAAGAAGUUGCUAUGUUUGCAACUCUCGUCAGCACUUAUGAUCGUGGGUUUCUCCUGAUAUUAGAGCCUUUUGAGUCCGAGGCUGCCACGGUUCCCAAUCCUGUCUUGCAUCUUGCCUGUUUGGAUGCGGCAAUUGCAUUCAAACCAGUUGUCGAUCGAUUCUCAUCGAUCGUAGUUACUUCUGGUACCCUGACUCCUCUGGAUAUGUUUCCCAAAAUGCUCAACUUCACACCAGUGUUGCAAGAAUCAUACACAAUGACUCUUGCUCGACGCUCCUUUUUACCUAUGAUAGUUACUCGAGGAUCUGACCAGGCACAAAUCUCAUCUUCAUUCCAAACAAGAAACGAUCCAAGCAACCUGCGUAAUUUCGGUACUCUUUUAGUCGACUUUGCUAGGAUUGUUCCUGAUGGGAUUGUGGUUUUCUUCCCAUCAUACUUAUACAUGGAGUCGACACUGCACGUCUGGUCAGGCAUGGGUAUUCUAGAUAUGAUCUGGAAUUACAAGCUCAUUCUAGUCGAAACGCCGGACGCGCAAGAGUCAUCACUUGCUCUAGAAACAUAUCGAACAGCCUGCUGUAACGGUCGCGGAGCUAUUCUCAUGUCUGUUGCGAGAGGCAAAGUGGCAGAAGGAGUCGAUUUUGACCAUCAGUACGGACGAGCAGUCAUCUGUAUUGGUGUGCCAUUUCAGUACACUGAGUCGCGUAUAUUGAGGGCGCGUCUCGAAUUUCUUCGAGAAAACUACAGUAUUCGAGAAAACGAUUUCUUAUCUUUUGAUGCCAUGAGACACGCCUCCCAAUGUCUCGGCCGUGUCAUCCGUGGUAAGGAUGAUUACGGUAUCAUGGUUCUCGCAGAUAAACGUUUUGCACGAAAGAGAACCCAACUUCCGAAAUGGAUCAAUCAAACGAUUCUGGAGAGCGAGGUGAAUCUAAGUACAGACAUGGCUGUAGCCACAGCCAAAAAUUUCCUGCGAACGAUGGCCCAACCAUUCAAAGCCAAGGAUCAUGAAGGCAUCUCCAGCUGGACUCCUGCGCAGCUGCAAGAGCAAAUUGCGAAACGCAAGAUUGAGGAGGAUAGACAUAUGCACGACUUAGAUGGCCAGGGUCAUGCUGGAGCGACUAAUGGCCGGAUAACUAACGAUGCAGGGGUUGUUGUAGAUGAAUUCGAUGAUGAUAUUGAUGAGGAACUGAUGAACCUAGAUGCAGACUGAUACCCCUUUCUCAUUUCAGCGACCGUUGAAAAUUUAAGAAAAUACUCGGUAGACUUUUUAGCAUACAUGCAUGGCUGCGGGCGGAGUUUGGUCCUUUUCAAUGUUUUGAGGCAAUGAAAUGUUUCAUUAACGAGUUUGAGACAUAAAGAUAUUGUUCUAACCACUAUUUUUUGUCUUAUGGAACAUGUAUAACAUUUAAAUGUUAAGAUAGCAGCUAGCCGUAGUGUCAACUAGUAUCGACAGAUAUCAAUGUUGAUUUACAAAUGUCCUUGGC